This is a messenger RNA of Penicillium soppii, 1182 nucleotides long. RefSeq names its product exosome non-catalytic core subunit RRP4. Gene Ontology annotation, molecular function: RNA binding. The record is from RefSeq and is a predicted model, not a curated record. Lineage: Eukaryota; Fungi; Ascomycota; Eurotiomycetes; Eurotiales; Aspergillaceae. The coding region runs from base 1 to 1182 and encodes 393 amino acids. Gene Ontology annotation, biological process: exonucleolytic trimming to generate mature 3'-end of 5.8S rRNA from tricistronic rRNA transcript (SSU-rRNA, 5.8S rRNA, LSU-rRNA); TRAMP-dependent tRNA surveillance pathway; poly(A)-dependent snoRNA 3'-end processing. Gene Ontology annotation, cellular component: cytoplasmic exosome (RNase complex); nuclear exosome (RNase complex). The transcript is spliced from 2 exons.
AUGCCAAUCACAAUUCUACCGCCAGUAGUGGAGGACCUCGCUCCCUACCAAUCUGACUCGGAUGACUCCAUGUCCGUGGACUCCGAGCAAGACGUUGAGAUGACCGGUGUUUCUCGACCUCACAAGCGCCCUCGUUUACAAGCAAACUCGAAUAUCGGUACAGGAAUUAUCACACCAGGUGAAGUGGUCACAGAUGAUCCGCAAUGGAUGAGAGGUCAUGGUACCUUUAUGAACCCGCUCUCGACAUCGAUUAUUUCGACCGUUGCCGGUACUGUUCAAAAGACAAAUAAACUACUCUCCGUGCUGCCGUUGCGGGCGCGCUAUACCCCCGAGAUUGGAGAUUUAGUCGUGGGUCGCAUUGUCGAAGUGCAAUCACGACGUUGGAAGGUUGAUAUCGCCGCGCCACUACUCGCUCAGCUCCCGCUUUCCGCAAUUAACUUGCCUGGUGGUAUUCUGCGUCGACGAACUAGCGCAGAUGAGCUGCAGAUCCGGACAUUCUUCGGCGAGGGCGACUUGGUGAUUGCCGAAGUGCAGAGUGUGCACCAGGAUGGCUCAGCAUCAUUACAUACCCGGUCUUUGAAGUACGGUAAACUUCGGAACGGCGUGUUCCUUGCUGUGUCAGGCACUGGAGGCACUGGGGCGUCUAGCUCUACUGUGAAGGGCGGUGCUGGGGCUGCGUCUUCCGCCUCGGGCAGUGACCUAGCUGCGGCUGGAGGAUCCGGCACUGGUGGUGUGGUCCGAACUCGGCAACAGAUAUCGGUCGUGAGCACUGCCCACGGCGGUGGCGAUGUCCAAAUUAUUCUUGGGGUGAACGGUUAUAUCCAUAUUUCCAAAGUUUCUGAUGGGGAUGCUGCUGCUUCAGCUACGGAGGAUGUCUCUAUUACUCGCAUGGAAGAGAUGGUGUCGAGCUCCAUCUAUUCUAGCCAAAAUGACGACAUCCCUCCGCAGACACGCCGGGAGAUCGCUCGUUUGGCACAGUGCAUUCAGGUUUUGGUACAAAAUGGAGUGCGUGUUGAUGACGGGACGGUCAGGGCCGCCUAUGAUGUGAGUCUCCAGGUCGAUCUGGAAAUUGGUGAUGAUGAAGAUGAAGAAGAUGAAUGGCGACAGGAAGGCCGUGAGUAUCUGGAGGGCGUCAAGGCUCGACGAAUCAUCGAGUUGGUGUUGCAGCAAAAGCGGCAGUAA